Messenger RNA from Anopheles stephensi (Asian malaria mosquito), 1707 nucleotides. RefSeq names its product mitochondrial ornithine transporter 1. Gene Ontology annotation, molecular function: L-ornithine transmembrane transporter activity. Lineage: Eukaryota; Metazoa; Arthropoda; Insecta; Diptera; Culicidae. The transcript has 2 exons. Gene Ontology annotation, biological process: mitochondrial L-ornithine transmembrane transport. The record is from RefSeq and is a predicted model, not a curated record. Bases 584 to 1492 code for a protein of 302 amino acids.
ACGCCGUCAUCGAUCUACGCACACGUGUUGGUGCGGCACCGACGACCACAGCUCAGCUCAUCGCGGGCUCGCAUCAAUAUGACGCAACAAAUCCGUACGAUUGUGUGGUGGAGUUUUGCAGGCUUCCUUCCCAUUCCCACAGCCCACCGACCCGACCGGACGCGACAACGCAAACGGUCGCGCAAACAAAAUAAGCUAGGCUGACAACAAGUGGACAGCGAUAAGAGCAACCGGAGCUGACGUUUCGUCGUUGUCGUCCGACGUACCGCGCACGUUAUCAAUCACACAUUGUGUGUGCGGCUGUUCAAAAUAUGCUCCUCUGCUCUCGCGUGCUAACAGCAGCAGCAGAGGCACAUUUGGGCCUAUUAGGUAUUAGUGUUUAAUUAUCUCGAUGUUAGCAACACACGGGCCCGGACAGACUUCACAGGCGAACGGUGCUUCAGUUGCGGUGAAGAGUUAUCGGCCACGGAAACAGAUCGAUCGGUUGUGAGACGGUGCGUAGUAUAGUGAGGGCAACGUUUUUGCCGGACCGAUUAAUCCGCGCAUCCGGAACCGACGUAACGGGCUAACCGGACGACCGAAAAUGCACAGCAAAGGCGAGACGAGUAGUUUAAAAACGGGCGUGAUCGAUUUCGUUGCCGGAUGUUUAGGAGGCGUCGCGCUGGUGUACGUUAGCCAGCCGAUGGACACGGUGAAGGUGAAGAUGCAAACAUUCCCCGAACUGUACGGUGGGCUCGUCAACUGUACGGUGCAAACGUUCAAGCGGGACGGGCUCGUGCGCGGCCUGUACGCCGGCACACUGCCAGCGGUCGUCGCGAACGUGGCCGAAAACUCAGUAUUAUUUGCUGCGUACGGUGCGUGCCAGCAGGUCGUCGGCAGCGCGGUGAAGAAACCGUCCGUCGCGGAACUGUCCACGCUCGAGAACGCAACGGCCGGCUUUUUGGCCGCCUUCUUCUCCUCCUUCACCCUCUGCCCGACCGAGCUGAUCAAGUGUAAGCUGCAGGCGCUGCGGGAAACGGCCGGCAGCGAUGGGAAGCGCCGGCCGACCAUCUCGUCGUACGCGCUCGUGAGCCAGAUUUUGCGCACCGAGGGUGUAGCGGGCAUGUUCCGGGGGUUAACGUCUACGUUUGCGCGCGAAAUGCCCGGGUACUUCUUUUUCUUCGGCGGGUACGAGCAGACGCGCGAGUUUUUAGCCAAGCCCGGCCAAACGAAGGACGAGAUUGGGGCGUUGCGGACGAUGGUGGCUGGUGCGGUCGGUGGUGUCGCCCUGUGGACGGUCAUCUUUCCGGCGGAUGUGAUCAAGAGCCGGAUACAGGUGUACAGCAUGCGGGCGAGCAUGACACAGGUCGGGCUGGACAUCUUCCGGAAGGAGGGUGUGCUCGCGUUCUACAACGGUUUGCUGCCGACGAUCGUGCGUACCAUACCGGCCACCGCCGUCCUGUUCGUGGUGUACGAGUACACGAAGAAAACGCUAACGAAGCUGCUAGAGUAGUGCUGCGCCACCCCUGCGGUGCUUAUGAAUAUAUCACGUAUUGUCCCCGAUCGGUUGGCUUGUAAACUAUUUAUUUUUUAACCAUCGCCUGCUUGCGUGCCUUGCUGAAGUACGGCGCCAGCUUCGACUCGAGAUAUCGUUGCAUUUCGUCGCGAGAAUAAAACGGCCACUCGUACCAUGGUAUCUGUGGGGGGCGGAGGACAAACAAAAACUUA